AUGCUCACAAAGAAUUUAGGAGACAAACCCUUCUGCAUUCCAUUGAGUGUACCCGAAUUCCAAACAGAUUCUAGACCAAUAGAAGCCUUUAGAAUUUUUUUGAAUUUGCGCGGGACAUGUAGGUUCCAGAGUUCGAAAAGGGUUAACGCUUAUACGUGUGUCAGUGAAUACUCUUUCCGAAAUGAAAGAUGCAACGCAUUAUUUGAAGAGGAUGAAGUACCUGACGAAGUAGAUGCACCUGGGGAAAAAGCUGCUAGUUUAUGGAGGCACCAUGAUACUUUAAUUAAAGAGAACCGACCACAAGUGCACAGUAAUGACAAAGCUGCUGAAAUUACUUUUUAUUUAAACCAACCAGUGGAAGAUUUGAAUAAAACAAACCCCAUUAAAUUUUGGAACUCCCAAAUGUUUGUGAACCUUCGUAAAAUAACUGUACGAUACUUCUGUAUUACUGCUACAUCAGUACCAUCAGAAAGGCUUUUUUCAGAAGCAGGUCAAAUCCUAACCGAAGACAGAAGCAGGCUGACUCCUGAAAGAUUUGAUAGGCUGUUGUUUUUGAAUUGUUUGGAGAGAGAAGAUUGGUGUUUAGAUUAAAAUAAACAAUAAAAUAAACUUAAAUAGUGUUAAUUUUUUUACAAGCU
Psylliodes chrysocephalus is the source of this 638-nucleotide messenger RNA. The record is from the annotation of a GenBank genome assembly. Lineage: Eukaryota; Metazoa; Arthropoda; Insecta; Coleoptera; Chrysomelidae.